Messenger RNA from Folsomia candida, 2759 nucleotides. Its product is annotated as piwi-like protein Ago3. The transcript has 16 exons. Gene Ontology annotation, cellular component: P granule. Gene Ontology annotation, biological process: regulatory ncRNA-mediated gene silencing. The record is from RefSeq and is a predicted model, not a curated record. The coding region runs from base 272 to 2635 and encodes 787 amino acids. Gene Ontology annotation, molecular function: protein binding; piRNA binding. Lineage: Eukaryota; Metazoa; Arthropoda; Collembola; Entomobryomorpha; Isotomidae.
GGAGCUGAGUAGAUGCUCGCCCUACAUUUCGUCUUCGUCGUUCGUCAAAUUUACCGAAGCGAAGUCCACCAACCAGCUGCUUUAUGAAAUAGCGAAAAUAUUACGUUAAUUUGAUGAAAUUUUUCCUAAUUAAUUGAAAUUUGAGUGGCAUGCAAUAGGUGUUUGACUGGACGGAUCAAAAAAACGUCCUCAGCAGAUUUAGUAAAACUGCAGAUUAUUAUAAAUUCCAGGUUUCUUUUAGAUAUCACAAUUUUAAUGCCAUAAGAUAAUAAUGGACAAAAAUCCGGACAGCGUUGAGGAAUUGGAUGAAGUAAUGAAAAAGAAAUGUGAAAUUUCGCCACAGACAGAUUACACUCAUGUAAAGAAAAAAGGAAAACGAGGAAAAAAGAUCCGAUUGAUAACUAAUUAUGUUCGAGUGUUUGUGGACAACAAAGAUGGCAUUUUUGGAUACACGGCAACUUUCUCUCCUCCACUAAAGAAUGUUGACAUUCAAAAGAAAUUCCUGGCACAAUUCGAGGAUAUUUUGAAAGAACAAAGGAUCUUUGACGGAACCCAUCUCUUUCUUCCCUUCCAGUUACCUGAGGAGGUAAUGGUUUUCGAAGGAGUUCACCCGAAUCAUGCUAAUGUUGUAAUGAGAGCAACGCUAAAAGCUAAUCAGAGACCAUACCGUGAAUCGGUACAAUUCUUUAAUGUCCUCUUUCGAAGAAUAAUGACUGUUCUGGGGAAAUUUGAAUAUAGAAAAAACUUUUUUGACGAGGAUGUAAAAUUUAAAUUACCUCAGUACAAGCUAGAAAUAUGGCCUGGAAUUUGCACCAGUGUCGAAGAGCAAGAAGACGGGCUAAUGCUAUGUUUGGACACCUCGUAUAGAGUUUUCAAAACCGAUACUGUUUAUGAUUAUAUUUGUGCUCUCAACGAUUCUAUAAAUUGGGAACAAAAAUUCAAAGACUAUAUUUUGGGAAAGGUCGUGGUCACUCAGUACAAUCAUUUUACUUACAAAAUUGAUGACAUCGACUGGUGUGGGUCGCCUUUAUCAACAUUUGAGUACUGCGGGAAACAGAUUACAUAUGUUGAAUACUACAAGAAGCAAUAUAAUAUUGAAAUUCGAGAUUUGAAUCAACCAUUACUGCUUAGCAGGGUACAUGUUAAGAACAAAUACAAAGAAACUGAGCAAGUCAAAGCAAUUUCAAUUGUUCCGGAAAUUUGCUACGUUUGUGGAAUGAAUGAUGAAGACCGAAAUGACAAAAAUGUCGUAAAGGAAGUCAGACGCUACACAUACACCACUCCGGCCCAAAAAUUCAAAGCCUUAAGUGCAUUUAUCAGUCGCACAACAGAGAUAGUGGAAGCUAAAAAUAUUUUAGAAACAUGGAAGAUUCGCAUGGACAAUAAGCUUCUAAGCGUAGAUGGCAGAGAGCUUCCAGCACCUAUUCUUCAUUUUAAGGAUAGGACCAGUAUUCAACAAAGCGAACCUACAUUUGAAAUAUUACCAAAGAAUGGAAUCUAUGAUGCUGUUCCACUUGGGCGUUGGCUGAUAAUCUGCUCAGAACGCGAUGCUAAAAUUGUCCACAUAUUUAUGGAGUACUACGCCCGCUUUUGCAAUAGCACUGGAAUCAAAUCCUCAAAUUCAGUUCAAGUUGUAACGCUGAAAAGUGUGAACCCCAGGGAUUUCCAAGAAGCAUUAGAGGACUAUGCUGAUCCAAGGAAAUUUCAGUUCGUUGUCGUUGUGAUGCCAUUCUUUAGACGGGAAAUUUAUUCCUUAAUUAAAAGAGUGUGUUGUUCCGAAAAAUUUAUUCCGUCACAAGUGAUUAUGGCGAAGACGUUGGCUGACAAAGGGAACUUUGAUUCCUCGGUGAAAAACAUUGCUAUUCAAAUUAACUGCAAACUUGGAGGAUCACCUUGGGGGCUAUAUAUUCCGUUGGCAGAGAGAAUAAUGUUCAUUGGUAUUGAUGUCAAUCAUGAUGUUCGAAAAGUUCUUCCAUCUGCGGUUGCAUUGAUUGCAUCAUUAAAUAAUUCGUGCACAAAGUUUUUCUCUAGGGUGCACGUUCAACGAAUUCACCAAGAGAUAACUGAUAACAUGCAACCACUGUUCUCUGAAGCUUUAGAAUGUUAUGCCGAGACCAAUGGAACAUAUCCUGAUCGGGUGAUUGUAUUCCGAGACGGUGGCUCGUUAUCAUACAUGCAUGUUCUUAUUGAGCACGAAGUCAAGCCAAUGCUUGCAUCAAUCAAGAUAUUGUGCCCAGACUUGAAAAAUUUCACAUACACUGUGGUAUCUAAGAGAGUUCCUCAGCGAUUUUUCGUCGAAAAAACGAGAGGUAUGUUUGGUAAUCCUAAUCCUGGAACAGUAGUCGACAAUUCAAUAACGUAUCCAAAUAUGUUCGAUUUCUACAUUGUGUCGCAACAAAAGAGUCAAGGAGCAGUGAAUCCUACCCACUACAUGGUUAUUUACGACAGAGGAGGAAUUAAGGCUGAUCUGCUCCAGCAAUUAGCCUACUCGACGACAUUUAUGUACUUUAACUGGUGUGGAGCAAUUCGUGUCCCUGCAAUGAUUCAAUAUGCUCACAAGCUAUCUGCACUUGUUGGACAACAUCUUCGAGGAAUCCCAUCAAGCCGCAUGGACAAACAGCUGUAUUAUCUGUAGCAAGAUUAUUCAUAUUAAAUAAUUAAUGAACUAAUUUUGAUUUAUUAGUCUUAAAUUUGUAUAAGAUUGUUUCUGACAUUUUGUAUAGAGAAUAAAAGAUUGCAUCUAUCAUUCCUCUAAUUAA